Molecule: messenger RNA, 1632 nt
Organism: Stegodyphus dumicola
Lineage: Eukaryota; Metazoa; Arthropoda; Arachnida; Araneae; Eresidae
Biological process (GO): DNA replication
Molecular function (GO): nucleotide binding; DNA binding; DNA-directed DNA polymerase activity
Source: RefSeq, a predicted model, not a curated record
AUGUCCCGUUCUUGCGGCCAGUUUGUCGUGGCUGCUGAGCACCGUUGUUAUUUGCGACGUGUUGCUCCGAAGAAGUCUGAUGACAAGUUCAUCUUUUUUGACUUUGAAACGGACCAGUCUUCGGGGGAGCAUCUCGUAAAUUUCGCGGUGGCUCAGUAUGCCGACGGCACAGAAAAGGUGUUUCCGGGUUACGAAGCAUGCCAAGAUUUCUGCGCCUGGCUGUUCACCCCACAACACAAGGGCUUCACCGCCGUGGCACACAACAUGAAAGGGUUUGACGGACAGUUCGUGAUGGCCUGGCUCCUGGAGCAAGGCACAGCGCCGGAGGUGAUCCCUAACGGGUCUAUGAUCAUGAGUGUAAGACACCCCAGUCUGAACAUUCGGGUCAUAGACUCAUUAAAUUUUCUACCGAUGGCGUUGUCCAAGCUCCCGGGCUGCUUCGGUCUCAGCGAGCUGAAGAAAGGAUACUUCCCCCAUCUUUUCAACGCGCGAGAAAACCAAAAUUAUGUCGGGCCGCUGCCGGAGAUCCAUUAUUACAGCCCGGACACAAUGAGUACUUCUGCCCGACAAGCUUUUCUAGCCUCGCACGACGCACACAAGGGGGACGUAUUUGAUUUCCAAGCAGAGAUGUUGGCCUAUUGCAGAUCGGACGUGGACAUUCUUCGCCGCUGUUGCCUAGAGUUUCGAGCCCAAUUUUUGGAUGUGGCGGGUGUGGAUCCAUUCCAAUACGUGACCAUUGGGUCGGCUUGUAUGGCAACGUAUCGGAUUGGCCACAUUCAGCCGGACACGAUUGCCAUGGUACCGACACACGGCUACAUCAAUCUGACCCAUUACAGUCCUGAUUCUAUCCGGUGGUUGGAUUUUGUGGCUUAUUCGGAAGGACUAAAAAUUCAACAUGCUCUGAACGGUUCCGGAGAGCACAAAAUCGCCGGAAUCUCGGUAGACGGAUUUCUGCCAAGAAACACAAACCGUCUAUCAGUUUCAGGUGUAAGAAAAGGCUGUUUCUUUCACGGAUGUAGUUCGUGUUACGAUGGUGAUAUCAUUCAUCCACUUGAAAGGGGUUUCCAUGGCAACGUUGAGAGAGAAAAGACAGAAGAGACCACAAGAAAGCUUCGCACCCAGGGUUUGACAGUCAUUGAAAUGUGGGAGCACGAGUUUCAACGGCAGAAUGAGGAAAAUCUAGAUCUCCAAGCUUUCCUGGAUCAACACCAUCUGAGGGACCGCCUCAAUCCUCGCGAAUCAUUUUUCGGAGGACGGACCAAUGCCCUCAAAUUGUUCCACGAGGGAGACGUGAACAAGUAUUGCGUCUACCCUGUGGGACAUCCAACAAUCAUCACGGAAAGCUUUAGGAGAUAUGGAAGAUUACUUUGGACUUAUCCAAUGCCGUGUGAUUCCUCCACGGAAUCUGUAUCUUCCGGUUUACUGCCCUAUCGGUGCCGGAAGAAGCUGAUGUUCCCCCUGUGUCGGACUUGCGCCCUUCUUCAACUGCAGACUCCGUGUACCCACACAGACGACGAUUGCGAGCUCUUGUCGGAACGUGGGGUAUCGGAGGAAGUCAAGCUGGCGAAAAAGAAAGGUUACCACUGCGUCACACAUAUCAAAGAUGUCUUUCUUCUUUCUUCCCACGCCUGA